Messenger RNA from Lodderomyces elongisporus, 2445 nucleotides. It is a transcript of the gene YSH1, whose product is annotated as cleavage polyadenylation factor subunit. The transcript has a single exon. Gene Ontology annotation, molecular function: 5'-3' RNA exonuclease activity; RNA endonuclease activity; RNA binding. Gene Ontology annotation, cellular component: mRNA cleavage and polyadenylation specificity factor complex. The coding region runs from base 1 to 2445 and encodes 814 amino acids. The record is from RefSeq and is a predicted model, not a curated record. NCBI's taxonomy places the organism in Eukaryota, Fungi, Ascomycota, Pichiomycetes, Serinales, Debaryomycetaceae. Gene Ontology annotation, biological process: mRNA 3'-end processing by stem-loop binding and cleavage.
AUGUCCAAAGACACCGAGGCAUCGAACGAGGAGAGCUUCAAGUUUUUUGGACUUGGUGGGUGCAAUGAAGUGGGAAGAUCAUGUCACAUUAUUGAAUACAAGAACAAGGUAAUUAUGUUGGAUGCUGGGAUGCAUCCAGCGUUGAGUGGCCACGCGUCUUUCCCUUUUUUUGAUGAAUAUGACUUGUCUAAAGUUGAUAUAUUGCUAAUCAGUCAUUUCCAUGUUGAUCACUCGGCUUCACUUCCAUACGUGAUGCAACAGUCUAAUUUCAAAGGUAAGGUUUUUAUGACGCAUGCAACCAAAGCUAUAUAUCGAUGGCUAAUGCAAGACUUUGUACGAGUCACAUCUAUCGGUAACUCAAGGAGUGAAGGAGGAGGAACAUCAGCUACUGGAGCAAGUGGAAGUUUAAAUGAAGAAGGUGGAAAUUUGUAUACCGAUGAUGAUAUUUUCAAGUCAUUUGAUAGGAUUGAGACCAUUGAUUACCACUCGACAAUGGAAAUCGACGGUAUAAAGUUUACAGCUUACCAUGCGGGACAUGUAUUAGGAGCUUGUAUGUAUUUUAUAGAGAUUGGUGGGCUCAAGGUACUAUUUACAGGAGAUUAUUCUCGAGAAGAAAAUAGACACUUGCAAGCAGCAGAAGUGCCUCCAACGAGGCCAGAUAUACUUAUCACAGAGUCUACUUUUGGUACGGGGACAUUGGAAUCGAAAGCAGAGUUGGAGAAGAAAUUGACAAGUCAUAUACAUGCAACUAUCACAAGAGGAGGAAGAGUGUUGUUACCAGUGUUUGCCCUUGGAAAUGCUCAAGAGCUCUUGUUGAUUUUGGAAGAAUACUGGGAAAAAAACGAGGACUUGCACAAUGUGAAUGUUUAUUAUUGCUCUGACUUAGCCAGAAAAUGCAUGGCCGUGUAUGAAACUUACACUGGUAUCAUGAACGAUAAAAUACGUCUUUCUUCUUCCUCGUCGUCGACGUCGUCGUCAAACAACUCGACAAAAUCGAAUCCGUUUGAUUUCAAGUACAUAAAGUCAAUCAAGAACCUAUCAAAAUUUUCAGAUCUUGGCCCCUCAGUGGUUGUCGCAACCCCGGGAAUGUUGCAAGCUGGUGUGUCUAGACAAUUGCUAGAGAAAUGGGCACCAGAGCAAAAAAAUUUGGUUAUUUUGACAGGUUAUUCGGUUGAAGGAACCAUGGCAAAGGAUAUAAUGAAAGAACCUCAGGUGAUCCCCUCUUUCAAUAAUCCAGAUCUCAGCAUACCAAGACGUAUUGGUGUCGAGGAGAUUUCAUUUGCGGCUCAUGUCGAUUUUCAACAAAAUUCUGAUUUCAUAGACAAAGUAUCGCCAUCAAAGAUUAUUCUUGUGCAUGGUGACUCUAUACCCAUGGGUCGGCUUAAGUCUGCCUUGUUGAGUAAAUACUCCUCGAGAAAAGGAACCGAUAAGGAAGUUAAAGUGUUUAACCCACGAAACUGUGAAGAGUUGUGCAUUGAAUUCAAGGGACUAAGGAUUGCAAAAGUAUUGGGAUCAUUAGCAGAAGAGCAAAUACAAUUACUUAAGGACGAAAUAGAGUCAAAGCUUGAGCUGGAAAACAAAAUAGAGGAGUUGAGCAAAAGUGAUGAUGCUGAUGAUGCUGAUGACGCUGAUAGUGGUGGCGUGGGAAAGAGUGACUUGGGUAACAUUAGGAACCAUGAUCUUCAGCAAUCUUUGCUGACAACUUUCCGUCCUGGCCAAGUUGUAUCGGGAGUCUUGGUGUCUAAAGAUUUCGAUCUUAAUUUGGUGCAACUCCAGGACUUGAACGAGUUUACUCAAUUAUCAACUUCGAUUGUCAAAUCAAAGAUCAACCUUCGAAUCAAUGCAGAUAUUUCGUUGAUGAUUUGGCACCUCAAACGAAUGUUUGGGUACAUAAACAUUCUCAAUGACGAUGACGAGGAGUGGGAAUGUGUCAUUAUGGAUGUCAUUGACAUCUUUAUUGACAAGUCAAAAGGUCCCGGAUUGUUCAUAACAGUGGAAUGGAUCAAUGACAAUUUGAUGGCCGAUUCAUUAGCCGACAGUAUUGUUGCUAUUCUCUACUCCAUUGACUCGUCACCAGCUUCGGUGAAAUUGACAUCGAAACAACACAGUCAUAGUCAUAGUCAUAGUCACAGCCACAGCCAUAAUCAACUAAUCCAGUAUGAACAAACCUUAGAUAAUGGUACUGAUAUUGGUGGUGCCCACAUACAAGAUGACAUAGAAACUCGAAUCAAAAACAUGCUGUUAUUGCUAGAAGCUCAGUUUGGUGAUGCUCUCCAUAAUUUGUCUAACGAUAAGUCAAGGGUCACCAUUGGCAAGAAUGUAGCAAAUAUUGAUUAUAGAACUUUACAAGUGGAUUGCACCUCAAAAGUGCUUAAGGAUCGGAUUGAAAAUGUGAUCAAAAGAGGUUGUCAACUUAGUGCACCAUUAUCAAUACCCUCCAAAUAG